AUGUCUUCCAAGCAAGCCACCUCUCCAUUUGCCUGUACAGCUGAUGGAGAGGAAACAAUGACCCAGGAUUUGACCUCAAGGGAAAAGGAAGAGAGCAGUGAUCAACAUGUGGCCUCUCAUCUGCCUCUGCACCCCAUAAUGCACAACAAACCUCACUCUGAGGAGCUACCGACGCUUGUCAGUACCAUUCAACAAGAUGCUGACUGGGACAGCGUCCUGUCAUCUCAGCAAAGAAUGGAGUCAGAGAAUAAUAAGUUAUGUUCCCUAUAUUCCUUCCGAAAUACGUCUACCUCACCACAUAAGCCUGACGAAGGGAGUCGGGAGCGCGAGAUAAUGAACAGUGUUACUUUUGGAACCCCGGAACGCCGCAAAGGGAGCCUUGCCGAUGUGGUGGACACACUGAAGCAGAAGAAGCUGGAGGAGAUGACUCGGUCAGAACAAGAGGAUUCCUCCUGCAUGGAAAAACUACUUUCAAAAGACUGGAAGGAAAAAAUGGAAAGACUAAAUACGAGUGAACUUCUUGGAGAAAUCAAAGGUACACCUGAGAGCCUAGCAGAGAAGGAACGACAACUCUCCACCAUGAUUACCCAGCUGAUCAGCUUGCGGGAGCAGCUCCUGGCAGCGCACGAUGAACAGAAAAAGCUGGCAGCCUCCCAGAUCGAGAAACAGCGGCAGCAAAUGGACCUUGCUCGCCAACAACAAGAACAGAUCGCAAGACAACAGCAACAACUUCUCCAGCAGCAGCACAAGAUUAAUCUCCUGCAGCAACAGAUCCAGGUUCAGGGGCACAUGCCUCCGCUCAUGAUCCCAAUUUUUCCACAUGACCAGCGGACCCUGGCAGCAGCUGCUGCCGCCCAACAGGGAUUCCUCUUCCCCCCUGGAAUAACAUACAAACCAGGUGAUAACUACCCUGUACAGUUCAUUCCGUCAACAAUGGCAGCUGCUGCUGCUUCUGGGCUCAGCCCUUUACAGCUCCAGAAGGGUCAUGUCUCCCACCCACAAAUUAACCCAAGGCUAAAGGGCAUAAGUGACCGUUUUGGCAGGAAUUUGGACACCUUUGAACAUGGUGGUGGCCACUCUUACAACCACAAACAGAUUGAGCAGCUCUAUGCCGCUCAGCUGGCCAGCAUGCAGGUGUCACCUGGAGCAAAGAUGCCAUCAACUCCACAGCCACCAAACACAGCAGGGGCGGUCUCACCUACUGGGAUAAAAAAUGAAAAGAGAGGGACCAGCCCUGUAACUCAAGUUAAGGAUGAAACAACAGCCCAGCCGCUGAAUCUCUCAUCGAGGCCUAAGACAGCAGAGCCUGUGAAGUCCCCAACAUCUCCUACCCAGAGCCUCUUCCCAGCCAGCAAAACCAGCCCCAUCAACUUGCCAAACAAGAGCAGCAUCCCCAGCCCCAUUGGAGGGAGUCUGGGGAGAGGAUCCUCUUUAGAUAUCCUGUCCAGUCUCAACUCUCCGGCCCUGUUUGGAGACCAGGACACAGUGAUGAAAGCCAUUCAGGAGGCUCGGAAGAUGCGAGAACAGAUCCAGCGGGAGCAGCAACAGCAGCCACAUGGGGUUGAUGGGAAACUGUCCUCCAUGAACAACAUGGGUCUGAGCAACUGCAGGAAUGAGAAGGAAAGAACACGCUUUGAAAACUUGGGGCCCCAGUUAACAGGGAAGUCAGGUGAAGAUGGGAAGCUGGGCCCAGGUGUCAUCGAUCUCACUCGGCCAGAAGACGCAGAAGGAAGCAAAGCAAUGAAUGGCUCUGCAGCUAAACUACAGCAGUAUUAUUGUUGGCCAACAGGAGGCGCCACUGUGGCUGAAGCACGCGUCUACAGGGAUGCCCGCGGCCGGGCCAGCAGCGAGCCUCACAUCAAGCGACCAAUGAAUGCGUUCAUGGUUUGGGCGAAGGACGAAAGGAGGAAAAUUCUUCAGGCUUUCCCUGACAUGCAUAACUCCAACAUUAGCAAAAUCUUAGGAUCUCGCUGGAAAUCCAUGUCCAAUCAGGAGAAGCAACCUUACUAUGAAGAACAGGCCCGGCUAAGCAAGAUCCACCUAGAGAAGUACCCAAAUUACAAGUACAAACCCCGGCCGAAGCGCACGUGUAUCGUGGAUGGCAAGAAGCUGCGGAUUGGGGAAUACAAGCAACUGAUGCGCUCCCGGAGGCAGGAGAUGCGACAGUUCUUCACUGUGGGGCAACAGCCUCAGAUUCCCAUCACCACAGGAACAGGUGUUGUGUAUCCUGGUGCUAUUACUAUGGCAACGACCACACCAUCACCUCAGAUGACAUCUGACUGCUCUAGCACCUCUGCCAGCCCAGAGCCCAGCCUCCCUGUCAUCCAGAGCACGUAUGGUAUGAAGAUGGAUGGCGCAAGCCUGGCUGGGAACGACAUGAUUAAUGGAGAGGAUGAAAUGGAAGCCUAUGACGACUACGAAGAUGAUCCCAAAUCAGACUAUAGCAGCGAAAAUGAGGCCCCAGAGCCUGUCAGUGCCAACUGAGGAGCUUUUGUUUGCUGAAUUAAAACACUCUGACAUUUCACCCCCUUUCCCCAACAACAACAACAAAGUUCUUAAAGAGCCCGCAUGCAUUUGUGGCUCCACCAUACAUCAGCAGAGUGGUCUUAAUCGCUUCGUAACGUGUGAGACAGAUUAAGUUUUCCUGAUUUCUCAUAAACUUGAGUUUUUGUCGUUACCGUUACUGUUGUUGUUUAUUUAGGUGAAGACAUAUUAAAUAUGAGACACCGGGACUUGGAAACUUAUCUCCGCCCAUCGCCGUCUUUCAAGUCUUACAUUUCUGUCUUACUAUUUUUUUUUGGGAUGUUGACAAAGGGUUUAAGUUACUGUUUUAGAUGGGGUUAAACAUUCUCACUCAGGUAUGCUGUGCCGGCUACAGGUUGUGAAUGUGUUUUUAUUCUGAAUUACUUUAGAAAACAACUGAGGAUUUCAUAUUGUGAAACCGGACAAGUCCACGGUGUGUGCGGCUGCAUAUAGAACAUGUUCAAAAGGCCUCGGAAUUCCAUUUUUUUUCCAUGUGUAGAAUUCAACUUUGAAUGUGCCAAACUUUUUUCAUAACUUUUGAAUCUUAACUAUUUUGAAAGUCUUACAGGAGACACUGCAAAGUCUUAGACAAUCUUUGGCAUCUUAAAAUAAAAUAGCAAACCACACCUUUUUUUUCCCAGAAAAUGGUGAAGUACUCAGGAAUCUGGAGACAAGAUAUUGUAAGGAAUGAGCAAGGCUGCCACAGUUCGUGAACCCAAUUGUGUUUGCCUCUUGAUGUGCCAUCAGUGUGUGGCGUGGGAUGACAGACGCAUCAGAGUGAUCACCACACCAGACACCGACAUGGUGGUCUCCCCUGCCUGAGGCCACCUCUCACUACAUCCAUUCUCCCCUUGCCUUUCACCCUGACAUUCAAUCUUAACACAUUGUUCUCUUAAAUAAUUUAUUCAUUCCAGAAUGUCAAGGGUCCACUUACUAUUUAUUUUAAAAAUUAUUGGUGGCAUUAAUUUAAUAAUUUUUCUUUUUUGCCCUCCUUGCCCUUUCACCUCUUUUUCCUGCUGGAUACAAAAGAUGUACAUAGCAAUCUCAUGUCCCCAGAGCCCUGGAAACAUUUCUGAAGUGAUGUUAGUAAAUGCAUAUAUUGUUGUUUUUAAAGAUGAGUGUCUAUCUGGCUGCAGGCUUGUGAAUCUGGGUCAAGGUGUCUUACAUGUAAACAAACAUGUAUGCCCCUAUGAGUCACUGUGACCCCAGGUCUUUGCCUAGAGUUUCUCCCUCCUUCAGUUUUCAGUAAACAGUAAAACCUGAGUUCCAUUUAUCAGUGAAGGUCAGCAAUGGUCACUGCGGGUCAAGGAGCCUCUGGCAGCCACUCUGAAGCCUAAGGGCCAUAGGCCACACAGGGGUCUACAGUGAAGCUAGCAUGCUGUCACCUUUACUGAGCAACCUGGUCCCAACUGGCACAUCCAUGGAGACCUUUGCAAAAUUUCCAGGGUGUUAGAAGCCUCAACACAAAGACAAGGGCAAAAGGUAGCCACAGGGAAGGGGAAACAUGAGAGUGCUGCCAGCCUGUAGGACAGAUGACUCCUGGGGCAGCCCACCAGCUCCUUGGCAGACCUCAUUUUUCAGUGGCUGCUUGUAAACGAGGUGAUCUGCUCUUGUCACUCAAGGUGAGCUCUGGAGACAUGCUGCUGGGCUGGGAGGCAUGAGGCUCCCUCUCCCAUCUUCUAACUACAGGCAGUUCUACUGUGUUGUGACUUUGAUCUUCCUGAACCCUGGCCUGGUUACUACAGGGAGCCUUACCCAGAACCCUUCCAUGGGAGCAAGUCAGUGAACAGGACAGUCCAGAAUCUGAGCGUUAGGACAAAGAACAGCUCCAUCACAUUUUUUGAGCCAUUUUGUCACUUGGGAGAAAGUAGUAAAACUUCACAUGUAUUUGAAGAGUGCUCCAGGCCAUACCUAAUAGCAAUAAAUAGGUCUAGCCAAGAGAUGACCAGCUGUGUCAUUAGCUGUGAGUGCUCCCCAUAAGCUGUUUAAGGUACUGAUAGGAAUGUUUUGUUCUUAAUAUUGAUUGGGGAUUGGAACUUUGUUUUUGUACAUUGGUUUCAUAUGAGGAGGAGGUCACUUUUCAAAAGCAAAAUGAGUAUUUAUUAUGUCUUACUGAUUUCUUGGACUCUCUGUCUCUCCUCAAUUCCUUCUCAUGUUUCUCCUUUUCUCUUUGGCUUCUGCUCUCACUGGUAUGUUUGUUUUUGGUUUUGUUUUGUUUUGUUUUUUAAAAUUGUGCUGCAUAGGUAGAAUGUUAUAUGGCUAGCAUUGUAUUGUAUGUAAUUAAUUUUGCACAAAGGCAAACAUUUAGCAUAGUAGUUAAUUUUGUUUGUUUUUAUGACCAUGCCAAAAUAAUAUUCUGGGCUGGUGGAGAACAAAGGACUGUUCUGUAGGAUUGAAACUUGAUUUGCUUGUAGUAAAAAAAAAAGAAAAGAAAAAAAGAAAAAAACAAAUAAACAAACAAAAAACACACACACUCACAGAUGCUGUUUCGUAAGUGUUACAAGCACUGGAUAUAAAUGGUAUUUUUUAUCACUGACUAAUGUGAAACUGGUAUGGAAACUACAUGAACAAAAGUCAUCUGUUUCGACUCGUGUGGGCUUGCCUCACAGUUGCCGGAUCUGAGUCAUUUUUUUAUGUCUUGUUAUUUCAUUUAUUUAUGCAAAAUACAUGUGUGUAGGGAACUUCGUGUCAGCUCCAGCUCUGCCUCGGCACUGGGUCCAGUAACUUCUAGCCAUGUUUUCAGAUACAAAGGCUGUCUGGGAAUGAUGGGGUGUGAAUGCCUCUCAUUGGCUCAGACAGUAAUGCUGUAUUCUAAUCUAAAUUUUGUGCAUACACAGUUUAUUCUAUUUAUUAGCCACAUUUGGCUCUAAAUAUCCAUGGGAAUGGAGAAUGACAAUCACAGAGAUCACUUACAUCAGUGGGGCUUAAACAAAGUUUUUAUGACUUCACCAUCUCAUUUUUAGAGUUUUCUAAUUGUGUAAAUAUAACAUAGAAAUAGAAUUUAUUUUUGGUUCAUGAAUUCCUAGUGACAUAUAAGUUAUGUAUCUUCUUUCUGUUCUCUAUCCAUAUGUGUUGCUCCACAUUGAAAGCUGAGCAGUCACAUUUAGUGUGGACAGAGUUAUCAGCUCCAGUGAGGCAGUGUCCAUCCUUAGCCUAGACACCAGGACUCCAACCUGUUCUCAUGCGGUCCGGAACCCACUGGUCCUCCAACUCAGACUCCCCCCCUCUUCCCUUAUAGAAAGCUGAGGAGUUGCACACACUCAGUUUCCAGCAGAGCUAGGAGUAAGUCAGUUUGCUUGUGAGUCCAGAUCCAUCUCCCCAGAUAGUUCUGAGGCCCUGUAAGGCAAGAAGCAGGGGUUGCAUUUUAGAGGUAAAGAUCUGCCUGCAAGGUUAGUAUAAUCCUCAUGGUACCAGUCUAGGGGCUUCUGAAGUCACCUCCCUGCAGCGUUCCUUCUUUUACUCUAGCUUUAAAUCAAAACUCAAGUUUGUCUCCAUGAAAGAACUCACUGGAUCAGGCUUUUCUUUGUCAAUAAUAAUAAAGCAAUCCCCUUAUUAAUGAAUGGGCUCUAUGGAAUAGUAAGGAAGGGCUAAUGGGUCAGAGUAAGAGAAGGUCCAUCCAUGAGAAGCCAGGUUGGCAAUUUCUCUUCCUCACUGGCAAAUUCCAGGCCAUGUUGUUUUCACAAACACUCUCUCAGCCUUUCAGGUUUGCCUCAUUUGGUAUUUGAUACCUUCUAGCCUGCCUUGGGCCCGAAUCCCUUCACCAAGGCCUGACACCUCCCAGGCCAGGUUCUAAAUUCAGGUGUGGCCUCACAGAGCUAUUCCACUUGUCAAAUGCUGGCCUCCUCUGGACACCAGCCCUAUGGGAGCCAGGAGUGCUAAAGAAGGGUAUGAUCCCUCUAGAGCCGAAACCAGGCUUCAGUAAAGCCAGGCUACAUCUCUAGUGUACAACCUUCUGAGCCUGGAGCUCAGCAAUUGGAGAUGAGUACCUCCCUUUAGAAACAUGGCCUGGUUGGUCACGAUGAUGCCAUCCAGGAGGCUGUUGCUCUGUAGUCACUCAGUUUCAAUCAGUUGACUUUACCAAUUCCUUAGUGAUAGGAAAUAAGAAUUCCUUCAUGAUUUUGAGCCAUAGAAGUUCUGUACCAAGUGCCAACAACUCCAGAGAGAUGUGUCUAGAGGAACAGACUGAUAUGAUGGCAGGAUCUUCCUCUUUACUAAGAAAGUGGCAACAACACCAGCUGUAGCCUUGCCUCAUGUCUACAUUUCCUUCAAGGAUUGGGCUGGCACUUGAGCUCAUUCUGAAAGUCUAAUGACAGUGGUGACCUCACUCCUCUCACUUGCACUGCAAUUUUUAGGUCCUCUACCCCUGACAUGGUUUCUUCUUAAGCAGCUAUUUCUCCCGCCAAUCACAUUGUUUCCGAUACCACAUACGCUUGAUCAUGGUUCUGCACAUCAAAAAUAGAUUGAAAAUCAUGAUAUGCAAGCAAAGCUCUUCUUUGUCCCCAUCCCAUCAUCUCCACUUGUAAACUGGCACUGGGGAUGCUUGAGGGCAGAGAUGCAGUGAGUGGGGGAGGGAUGGAAAAGGAAGGCUUCCUGCAGAUUCCCUUCUAUUGACAAAGGAGUUGGAGGAAGACAGUGGGUGAUGUUUCUUGCUGGUGUCUUAUUUCCACAGAAGUGCAGGCAUAGAGCAGGGCUUCAGUGUGAGCACUCUUGGAGUCUGGGGAAUGUUCGAAGGUUUAAUUGCCAUUGCUACACAUUGCAGGUCUGCUGGUGUGCAUCCUCCACCGUCUUCCUCCAUCCCAUGUGCAUUUGCUCUCUUUUAAAAAUGCAGUCUUCAUUGUGUUCUCCUCCAGCCUGUAGCACGUUAGGAUGUUUAGCACUUGUUUUGGCUCAUUCUUGUAUUCGCCAUGUACAAUUCUGAAUUACCCUAUACAAGCCUCUAAGCUGUUACUACAUAACUUAUCUUACUGUAACUCUUUUCUUUUCCUACAUUGUAAUUUGUUUGUGAUGUAUAUUGUGAGAUUGUAUUCUAUGUUAAUUUAAUCAGCACAACUCACUGACAUGCUGGACUGACAUGCUGGCUGCUGUUUGGAAGUGUAAAGCUUGUGUAGGGCUGUCCAGACAACUACAACUCUGUUGUCAAGGUACUGUGCAUUGGUUCCCAUAGCAACACUGUGGGUGUGACCCUUUAGACUCUAGGGACGUUCAGCACACCCUCCAGCAAAUUUUAAGUGCAGAUUCUCUUUGUUGAAAUUCUAUGAAUACCACAGGUACCUACUUGGCCCAUGGCUGGUAACUAUUUUGGGCAAUUAGAAAAACAAACAAGCAUUUAAAAAAAACUAGUGUCUAUUGCUGCUUUGAAUAUGUUUGAAAGUCUGAAAAUGUAAAUAGUUUAUCAAAAAAAAUCUUGUACAGUCCAGUGUAAAGUUUUUAAAUGACCUGAAGGGUUACCAUCACAGCUUUCGCACACUCUCCUCUGGAUAGUGAAAAAAAAAAAGAAGUUUGCUGAAGACUUAAAGAAACGGGAAAUUAGAAUCGGAAGGAGUGGAUCACUGCCCUUAGCUUUGUCACAUACAGACCUCUUGGAUCUUGUUGGACAGUAUUGGCAUGAGACAAACUCAGCAUGGAACACCCUCCAGUGGAACUUCUCCAGGGCUGCUUCCCUGCUCUGCCUCACGAUUAAGGGAAAAGAUGUGAUAGAAAGGCGUGCCGUCUUUGUCUAUCCUGGAAUAUGUUGGCACCUUAGCUAUUUCCCCCCUCUUUGCACAAGGUGCUUUCCUGAUAUGUGUUAGACAUGCCAUCCUUUGGUGAUGAUGUAUAUGCCAUGAUGGGGCUCAGGCCCACGGGGGAGUGUCUAUAGGAACUGCCUAUUUAUGCUCAUUUACCUCAAGACUGUCCUCUACCCUAAACUAGUUGUCAUCACUCCAUCUUUUGUACUGCUGUUG
Cricetulus griseus (Chinese hamster) is the source of this 8465-nucleotide messenger RNA. NCBI's taxonomy places the organism in Eukaryota, Metazoa, Chordata, Mammalia, Rodentia, Cricetidae. The record is from RefSeq and is a predicted model, not a curated record.